Molecule: messenger RNA, 2499 nt
Organism: Colletotrichum higginsianum IMI 349063
Lineage: Eukaryota; Fungi; Ascomycota; Sordariomycetes; Glomerellales; Glomerellaceae
Product: Duf221 domain-containing protein
Exons: 3
Coding region: 1-2499 (832 amino acids)
Cellular component (GO): plasma membrane
Molecular function (GO): calcium-activated cation channel activity
Source: RefSeq, a predicted model, not a curated record
AUGGCUCCGGUGGACUAUCGCAGCUGGACCGCAUCACCAUUGGCAAUGUCGAAGACCCGCACAUCUUCUUCAUCCACGCCUUCGUUGCUUGGAUCUUCUUUGGUAUGUGGUUCGAUGCCGCGUUUCCGUCCAAGUGCUAACGUGCGUCAAGGAUUCAUCCUCUUUACAAUCUACCGUGAAUGCAUUUACUACAUUAAUCUUCGACAUGCCUAUCUCUUGUCACCUUACUACUCUAAGCGUCUCUCAUCUCGGACAGUCAUGUUCAAUUGCGUCCCACCAAAGUACCAGGAUGCCGCUCGCCUUCGGAAACUCUUCGGCGACACCGUCAAGAAUGUUUGGAUCCCCCGCGAUACGAGCGACUUGGAGAGGCUCGUCAAGGAGCGAGACGAGACCGCGUUGCGGCUGGAGAAGGCCGAGAUCCGCCUGGUCAAGAUGGCGAACAGGCGGCGGAACAAACAGCUGAAGGCGGCUGCUGAGGCGAAACCGGAAACCGUUCAGAGUCCGCGCUCGAGUGCUGGUGGUUCCGAGCGCUCAGAGGACCCCGAGAAGGGGCACCCCUUGCAGGAGAGCAUCGUUCUUCCGGACGUCAACGGCUCCGUGGCCGCACAAUGGAUCGGUGCCAGCGAGCGCCCUUACCACCGGCCCCUCGCCAACUUCUUCCGUCGAGUUGACACGAUCAAGUGGACCCGCAACCGGAUUAAAGCUUUGACACAUCAGAUUAACAAGCUGCGCCGUGGCUUCCUCAAAGGCGAGGGUCGUCGACUGCCCACCGCGUUCGUCGAGUUCUCUUCCCAGGCCGAUGCUGAGCGCGCAUAUCAGACUCUGGCCCACAACCGACCGCUGCAUAUGUCGCCGCGUUACAUCGGUAUCCGCCCCGAUGAGAUCGUGUGGAGCUCCGUUCAGAUGCGCUGGCUGGAGCGGAUCGUCAGGAGCUUCAUGAUGCACGCUCUCAUAACCGCCGCCAUUGUGUUUUGGUCUCUGCCCUCGGCGCUUGUCGGUGUCGUUUCAAACAUCAAAUUUCUGGCCAAGCUACUACCUUUCCUGGCCUGGAUUACUGAGCUCCCGGACGCCGUCACUGGUAUUAUAAGUGGUCUUCUCCCUGCCUUAGCCUUGUCUUUCUUGAUGGCCAUCGUGCCUUGGCUUCUGCGAGGUUGUGCCAGGCUUGCCGGAGUACCGUCUUUGUCCAUGAUCGAGCUCUUCGUUCAACACGCAUACUUUGCCUUCCAAGUCGUCCAGGUCUUCCUCGUCACGACGCUGACCUCGGCGGCUUCGGCGGCCCUCACCCAGGUCCUGAAAGACCCCCUCUCGGCCAAAGAUCUUUUGGCCGAUAAUCUUCCCAAGUCAUCCAACUUCUAUAUCUCGUACAUACUCAUCCAGUGUUUGGCCGUCGGUGCCGCGUCCGUCCUCAGGGCGUUCGACAUCUUUCGCCACCAUGUUAUGGCCAAAGCAUUUGAUAACCCCCGUGGCCUUUAUAAAAUCUGGUAUAGGGAACGUCCAAUGCACUGGGGAGCAAUCUUCCCCGUCUUCACCAACAUGGGCGUCAUCGCCAUCAGCUACUGCUGCAUCGCACCGGUUGUUCUCGGCUUCGCCACCGUCGGCCUUUAUCUGAUUUACCUCGUUUACAAGUACAACCUCCUGUACGUUAACGACUCCUCCAUCGACACCCGCGGCCUCGUCUAUCCACGCGCCUUGAUGCACCUCCUCGUCGGUGUCUACCUUGCAACUGUUUGUCUCAUCGGCCUGUUCGCCUUGCGCUCGGCGUUCCUUCCCAUGGUUCUCAUGAUCGGUUUCCUCGUCUUCACGGCCCUCGUCCACGUCUCCCUCAGAGAGGCUGUCUCUCCGCUGCUCUACAACAUCCCGCGCGCUUUAGCUAUGGAGAUGGAAGAGCUUGAUGGCGGGCCGAUGGCGGACUAUCCCCAGGACGACUUCCUCACCGAUGCCGAUAUAACGGCCUCGUACCCGGACUUCUUCGACCCUGUUGAGGAAGACGAAGGCCCGGCGCAUCAAGUCAACGGGAGCCGAGGCGUGGAGGGUGCAAGUGGUCUGAUGGCCUCGGUCAACGACUGGUCCACCAACGCCCUUGCCAAGAAGCUUCAGACAACGGCCGAAAAUUGGGGGUUGGCUGGCCCCAUCAGCUAUGUCUCGUAUUGGAUGCACCCGGAUCCGUCUAUCAAGCCCGGCUUCAUUCUCCGGUGGCUUCACCCGGGGACGUUUGACGACUUCUCGACCCUUCGCCGCAUGAUCCCCGGGGAUCUUCCGGAUCCUACGGAGACGUACCCUCCCGACUACGCCCGUCGCGCCUACUGGCCGCCCGAGAUGGCAUCCCCUGCCCCGAUCAUAUGGAUCCCCAGGGACCCGGCCGGCGUGAGCGCGCAGGAGGUGGAGCACUGCCGCAAGGUCGUCGGGUGCUCGGACGAGGGCGCCGAGCUCAACGACAAGUGCCGCAUUGAAGUCGAGGUUGACAAAGCACCAUUUUGGGUGCCCCGUACUCUGUAUUAA